Molecule: messenger RNA, 1841 nt
Organism: Tachysurus vachellii
Lineage: Eukaryota; Metazoa; Chordata; Actinopteri; Siluriformes; Bagridae
Gene: samd1a
Product: sterile alpha motif domain containing 1a
Exons: 7
Coding region: 205-1377 (390 amino acids)
Molecular function (GO): DNA binding; protein binding
Source: RefSeq, a predicted model, not a curated record
UUCCACCUUAAGCGCACGAUGCGAGCCAACGCACGCGUACAGGAGCCGUAGCUAAUGUUUCCGUUCUUCUCCGACACGCACGCAAUCUGUCGGUCUGUGCGCGCGCGUGCUUUCUGCACGGUUAUUUAAUCCGGUCGUAGAGACGCAGUUUAGUGAAAAGAACCGAACAAAAACAAACCGAAUAAACUUUUAGUUCCCGGGUGAAUGAUGUCGGAGCCGCGGUACCGCGAGUGGAUCCUGGACACUAUCGACUCUCUGAGGUCGAGGAAAGCGCGUCCGGACCUGGAGCGGAUCUGCCGGAUGGUGCGCAGGAGACACGGAGCUGAAGCCGAACACACGCGCUUACAGCUGGAGACACUCAUCCAGCAGCACGCGGUGCUCAAAGUCAACUACAAGGGCUCGGUAUCGUACCGCAACGCGGCCAAAGUGCAGCGCGGCAGGCGGAGGAGCGAGCAGGCGGCCGGUAAGAAGUCUUCCUCCUCCUCCUCCUCUUCCUCCUCCUCUUGCUCGAGUAACAACAAGCGAGUUUCACCAUCAGACCUGAACAACAGCGACAGCGCGCAGGGUCCGAUGGAGGACAUGGAAGACGAGCUGUCCACCACGGCCGGCAUGGACAGCAGCAUGGACGAGGAGGAGGCCAGUCUGGACGCCCCUUGCAUGCAGAUACCGAGUGCCGCCGACUCGGGCGUCAGUCUGAGUCCUGUCAUUACAGACGCUGAGGUGACCAGAGCUUCUCCCACGCCCUCCAAGAGCAGCUCUUCGUGCCACAGCACCCCGGAGAAGGACCGAGGAGCCGCUCACGUUUCCCCUGCGGUUCAGCGAGACACAGGCUCCCUGGAGCUGGAAGCAGUUCUGCAGCCGGCAGCCAUCUGUCCGUCGGCCCAGCGGAGCGCUCUGACACAGGAGGAGGAGCCGAGAGCUGGCGAGAACGCGCUCACUCCUGAUCAGCUGCUGUCUAACUGCACGUCCUUGUCGCACCAGGAUGAGGCAGUGGGAUCAGUGGCAUCAGACCAGCUGGAGGCGGGUAAGAAGUGCGGUAACGUGGAUGACGUCGCUCACACGCAAGGAACAGAAACAGCCAUGAACGAAGGGAUGAAGAAAGGAGGUUUGUUUAAAGCAGAGGAGAUGAUGGUGCAGGACCUCUUACAGUGGAGCGUGGCGGACGUUGUGAGCUACUUCACCUCUGUGGGGUUUCCUGAGCAGGCUGUGGCUUUCAGAAUGCAGGAAAUCGACGGGAAGUCCCUGCUCUUGAUGCAGCGCAGCGACGUAUUGACAGGUCUGUCGAUCAGACUCGGUCCCGCCCUUAAGAUCUACGAGCAUCACGUUAAGGUGCUGCAGAGGAGCCACUUUCAGGAACACAGCAGCAUCUUUUCUUAACCUCGCACCGCCUCAGAGACGGACGCUACUGACGCAGAGCCGAGGGAAGCCGCCCUGGAGCGACGGGGAGAGAAAGGACUCGACACUCUCAGCUCAGCGUUUCCUCCGUCCGGCUCCAGCGGAUUUCAUUUCUCUCCUCUCUCCCACUUCCUCUCGUCCUGUUUCAGCUCGCAGGAUUAACACCACCACUGAGCUGGGGGUCGCCCCGUCCAGUAUCCCCUUCUCUUCUGUUCCUGAGCGGGGGAGGGGCAUGGCAGAUUUACAUUCAUCAGUAUUGUUUUAGUUUUUUUUUGUUGUUGUUUUUCCCUGUGAUUUACACUAUGAUCUCAGUAAUAUAUAUAUUUUACGUUUGCGAUAUUAUAAAGACAUUUCCGCAUUCAUUUUAAUAUGUAAAGCAGCCAGAUAUAGAAAUGAAAUUGUUGGAUGUGUAAAGUUAGGAAAUAAAUUCCAAUUUCAGAAAUCUA